AUGCAAAAAAACUGUGUUAACAAUUCAGAACCCAAAAGACACAAGAAAACUCACACUAACAACUUGUAUUCUUGUAAAAUUUGUGGUGACUUUUUUUCUCAAAAUAGUAACUUGGCUCUACACAUGAAAACUCACACAGGUCAGAGGCCCUUUUUAUGUCUGUUUUGUGGAAAAAGCUUCACUACAAAAUAUGUUUUUAAUAGCCACGUUAGAAUUCACACAGGUGAGAAGCCUUUCUCUUGUGAGACGUGUGGAAAAGGCUUUACUCAAAAAUGUCAUUUGACUUAUCACAUGAGAACUCACACAGAUGAAAGGCCUUUUCCUUGUAAUACCUGUAAAAGAACCUUUAGAACAGACGCUUCAUUGAAUAAACACAAGAGAACUCACACAGAUGAAAGGCCUUAUCCUUGUAAUACCUGUGAAAAAACAUUCAAAUCAAAAUAUUUUUUGGAUCAACAUGUGAAAACUCAUACAGCUGAGAGGCCUUUCUUAUGUCUGGACUGUGGAAAAGGCUUCACUAAGAAAUCUAGCUUUAAUGUGCAUGUCAGGAUUCACACAGGUGAGAAGCCUUUCUCUUGUGUGAUUUGUGGCAAAGGUUUCAACCAAAAAAGUCAUUUGAUUUCUCACAUGAGAACUCAUACAGCCGAAAAGCCUUUUCCCUGCAAUACCUGUGAAAAAAACUUCAGAUCUAAAAGUUAUUUGGACCAACAUAUGAGAACUCAUACAGCUGAGAGGCCUUUCUUAUGUCUGGACUGUGGAAAAAGCUUCACUAAGAAAUCUAGCUUUAUUGUGCAUGUCAGGAUUCACACGGGUGAGAAGCCUUUCUCUUGUACUAUUUGUGGCAAAGGUUUUACCCAAAAAUGUAAUUUGACUUGUCACAUGAGAACUCACACAGAUGAGAAGCAUUUUUCCUCUAAUACCUGUGAAAAAACCUUCGGAAGAAAGGAAUAAUUGAAUGAACACAUGAUAGCUUACACAGGUGAGAAGCCCUUUUUGUGUGUGACCUGUGGAAAACAGUUUACAGGAAGUUACAGAUGAAUUAAUCACAUGAAAACUCACAUAGGUGAGAAGCUCUUUUUUGUGUCUGAUCUGUGGAAAAGCAUUUUGCCAAAGUUGACUUCAUAACUCGCAAAUAUGAAGGCUUCUCCAUAUAUGACUUGGGAAAAGUUACAGUAAAAAGACAGAUUUAAUACUUUACAUGAGAACUCACACAGAACUCACACUGGUGAGAAUCGAUAGGAAUGCACCGAUCGAUUCUCAGAAUACACCUUUCCAGGUAUGUAAAAAAAAAAAGUCCAUGUGAAAACUCCUUUUACUCAUCACAUGAGAACAUUCAGAGGUAAAAGGCUUUCUCCUUGCGAUGUUUGGAGAACGAAUAGGGAAAAAGGGAGAGAGUUGGGUAAAAAGUUAAAGGGAGAAAAGGAGAUAAGAAAACAGAAACGGAAAAAAGAUAAUAUGAAAAUACAAGAUUAUUCCUUAGAAGUCUUUUUUUUUUGUGACUGCAGAAAGAGACAGGUAUGACAUGGAGCAAUUGCAGCCACAGACAUCCAAAGGCCCCCUGGAGCGCAGGAUAAAAUGUUAUAUAAAAAAAACAGAUUUAACCCUUAACCGAGAACUCACAACAGUGACCAGGUAGAAGAAUGCACAUGAGAGACCUUUUCCAUGUAUGACCCAUGGAAAAAUGUCCCUCUAAAAAUGCCUUUACCCCAUUGCCUGAGAAAAUUCACAGGUUAAAGGCCUUUAAAGGUGAUGUUUGGAGAAAAUGUUUGUUCUGUUGCUGUCAUUUGGCUUAAAAUUGAAAUUAUUGCUGAUCAGUUUGAACAUGCUUUGACUUGGUACAAAGGCUUUUGAAUUAAUAAUUGAAGUGCAUUUAUAGAAAUAUAACACUCGUCUAGAAGUUCAAACUUUCAACUUUAUUAGUAUUUUUCUAAUGGGAAAUUUACCAUGAACUAAUUUUAAUGCUGUUCUUGAUUCUGCAAAUGUGCUGUUUACCUGCUAAAAUUAAAGGAAAUGAUUCUUUUGUUUUUAUUACGUUUUUUAUUGUAAUAUUUUCUGCUGUGGCUGUUUUCCAUUAAUGUCAUCACUGUUUGAUUGAUAAACCAAACAGCAAUAAAAAAUGUUUUAAAACACA
Messenger RNA from Girardinichthys multiradiatus, 2131 nucleotides. Its product is annotated as gastrula zinc finger protein XlCGF8.2DB-like. NCBI's taxonomy places the organism in Eukaryota, Metazoa, Chordata, Actinopteri, Cyprinodontiformes, Goodeidae. Gene Ontology annotation, molecular function: DNA-binding transcription factor activity, RNA polymerase II-specific; RNA polymerase II cis-regulatory region sequence-specific DNA binding. Gene Ontology annotation, biological process: regulation of transcription by RNA polymerase II. The record is from RefSeq and is a predicted model, not a curated record. Bases 1 to 951 code for a protein of 316 amino acids. The transcript has a single exon.